Salpingoeca rosetta is the source of this 718-nucleotide messenger RNA. RefSeq names its product S10e ribosomal protein. NCBI's taxonomy places the organism in Eukaryota, Choanoflagellata, Craspedida, Salpingoecidae. Gene Ontology annotation, cellular component: cytosolic small ribosomal subunit. Gene Ontology annotation, molecular function: RNA binding; structural constituent of ribosome. The record is from RefSeq and is a predicted model, not a curated record. The transcript has 5 exons. Bases 55 to 537 code for a protein of 160 amino acids.
CACGCGUGUGCGCCCUCCUCUCGUCUGCCCGUCCCCGCCCAAGAGACCGCCAACAUGCUUAUCCCCAAGCAGACCCGCAAGCAGAUCUACUUCAAGCUGUUCGAGGACGGCGUCAUGGUGGCCAAGAAGGACUUCAACGCCCCUUCCCACCCUGAGUUCAAGAGGAUCCCCAACCUCCAUGUCAUCAAGGCGCUCCAGUCGCUGAAGUCCCGUGGCUUCGUGCACGAGGACUUUGCCUUCCGCCACUUCUACUGGCGUCUCACAGACGAGGGCAUUGAGUACCUCAGGGACUACCUCCACCUUCCCGAGAACGUUGUUCCCACCACACUUAAGGCGCCUGCCCGCGAGCAGCGCCCCACGGCUCGCCGUGUGCGCUCCAUGGGCCACCGUGCCGAGAGGACCUCCCGCGAUGCCUACAGGCGUGAUGGCGAUGAGGGUGCAAAGAAGCUCGAUGCUCCCGAGGGUGACUUCAAGCCUGAGUUCCGUGGCGGUGCUGGCCGUGGCAAGUUCCAGGGCGGCCAGGGCAGCGCUCAGUAAGGCGACGGGUAGCAGCAGCAGCAUGCGCACGUGCUUUGGAUGUGGUGUGGCUGUGAUGGUUGGAAGUUGAAUGACGUUGAUAUGAGCAACAGCACCAAAUAAAUCCCCCCUUACGGUGAUCCAGACAACAACACGCCAGCCAGCGAGCAAGUGUUUUGUGGUGCAUCGAGGGUGCGCGAAG